This is a messenger RNA of Ctenocephalides felis (cat flea), 1615 nucleotides long. Its product is annotated as 1-phosphatidylinositol 4,5-bisphosphate phosphodiesterase classes I and II-like. Gene Ontology annotation, molecular function: phosphatidylinositol-4,5-bisphosphate phospholipase C activity. The record is from RefSeq and is a predicted model, not a curated record. Gene Ontology annotation, biological process: phosphatidylinositol-mediated signaling; lipid metabolic process. Bases 259 to 1578 code for a protein of 439 amino acids. NCBI's taxonomy places the organism in Eukaryota, Metazoa, Arthropoda, Insecta, Siphonaptera, Pulicidae. The transcript is spliced from 8 exons.
ACAUAUACAUAACGCAUCGGAUACUGUUAUAGAAACAACGUGUGUCUUUCAUCAGACCGUUUGGUUUAAAACAUCCUUGUCGUUCAUACAGAAAAUCUGAUAAUUUAUCAUUUCAAAUCUUGUUGCUUCGUAUAGUAUGUAAUGUGUGACAAUUAGAUAGUCGCUAUGAAUUAAAAUCUGUGCUCGGUGACUCUCGCUGUCAGUUACACGUGUGUUUAUGUUUGUGACACGAUGGAUUAAAAAGUGAAGUUUCCAGUUAUGGCAAGUGGCACGGGCGGCACCUCGACCGGGGCCGUUGUUUCAUCGGGGAAUGCCGUCCAAUUGAAGCCAGUCGAAGUGUCAAAGGCUCUUCAGGAAGGCGAAAAAUUCAUAAAAUGGGACGAGGAUUCAGGAGUCGGGACUCCGGUGACGCUGCGGGUCGACCCGCGCGGCUUUUACUUGCACUGGGUCGACCAGAAUCACGAGACCGACUUGCUCGACAUCGCCACCAUCCGCGACACUAGGACGGGACAAUACGCGCGCGUGCCAAAGGAUCCAAAACUAAAGCAAAUCGUAACUAUGGGCUCUCAGGAUACUCUUGAAGAAAAAACUGUUACUAUUUGCUAUGGAGCUGAUUUUGUCAAUUUGAACUUCGUAAAUUUUUGUUGUACACGAAAAGAUAUUGCGCAGGUGUGGACGGAUGAGUUAUUGCGACUUGCUUAUAACUUAACACAACUUAAUGGCUCGGCAACAAUGUUUCUGCAGAAAGCGCAUACGAAACUUUGUCUGCAGGUCGAUAAAUCUGGAAAAAUCCCUAUUAAAAAUAUCAUACGAUUAUUUGCUUCCAACAAGGAUGAUCGUAGGCGAGUGGAAAAAGCUUUGGAUGCAUCAGGUUUGCCAUCUGGAAAAGGUGAUAGUCUGUCUCCUUCGAGAUUUGCCUUUGAAGACUUUUAUAAUCUAUAUAGAAAUUUAACGCAAAGGGCGGAAGCUGAACAAAUAUUUGAAGAACUUGUCGGCAAUUCUAAAAGAAGAGUGAUGUCAACAUCGCAAUUAGUUGAUUUCUUAAAUCGUACACAGCGGGAUCCACGGCUCAACGAAAUUCUUCACCCGUACGCGAACACGGCGAGAGCAAAAGACCUCAUCGCGGAGCACGAGCCAAACAAAUUCAAUGCGCAGAAAGGACAGCUCAGUUUCGAUGGUUUUUUAAGGUAUUUGAUGUCCGACGACAACCCCGUGAUGGCACCGAGCAAGAUUGAUCUCUGUGAUGAUAUGGAACAGCCUUUGGCACACUAUUUCAUCAAUUCAUCGCACAACACGUACCUGACAGGACAUCAGCUGACGGGCAAGUCGAGUGUGGAGAUUUACAGGCAGAGUCUGCUAGCAGGAUGCCGAUGUGUCGAACUCGAUUUCUGGAAUGGACGGAUUGAUGAGCCCAUCAUAGUUCACGGAUAUACCUUCGUGCCCGACAUAAGUGCUAAGGAAGUCCUGGAAGCAAUUGCGGAAGCCGCUUUCAAAACCAGCGAUUAUCCUGUGUUGUUAUCGUUUGAGAACCACUGCAACCCUAGACAGCAGGCGAAGAUAGCUUCGUAUUGCAGGUAAUGGCGUUUUUUAUUAUUAUUUUUAUAGGGCACUAUGU